Messenger RNA from Phytophthora sojae, 1128 nucleotides. RefSeq lists its product as hypothetical. The transcript has a single exon. Lineage: Eukaryota; Oomycota; Peronosporomycetes; Peronosporales; Peronosporaceae. The record is from RefSeq and is a predicted model, not a curated record. Bases 1 to 1128 code for a protein of 375 amino acids.
AUGGACAAGUUCCGCCUGGUGCAGUUGACGCAGGAGGCGCUCAAGGUGCAGUGCAAGAUCGCCGACCACGAGCACUGGGGGGCUCCGCUGCUGAACGUGCAGCAAUGGCAGCAGAAAGAUGAAGUGCAGCGCGCCACCCGCUUCUCCCAGGAUGGAGCUCUCUUCUGGGCCCUCGUGGACAAACCCGAGGGGAAUCCCACAACCUUGAGUGACUCGGGGCUGGUAGCCGGUCGAGACCUGCUCUACUGUCAUUGCAAGACCCUUCGCUUCCCCUGUGUCUACCGUCGAAGCUCGGGGGAGAUCGAGCGAGGCUACUCGUACCAAAUCAGCUCGGUCUACACGCUCCCGGAGUUCCGGAAGCGCGGCCUUGCGGGCUUCUUCCUAACCGAAGUGGCCAAGCAGCUGGAGCAACUACCUCAAGCUCUCGUCUCUGUGCUCUACUCGGACGUCGGACCGACGUUCUACGACAAGCUCGGCUGGAAGUGCCACCCCUCCAAGAUGGCUACACUGGAGGUUGACCACCCUCGCAACGCCAAGGCUGUCGGCAACAACAACGGUAGCAAUGAGCUCGAGACGUUGCUACUGGAUCAUAAGCUGGAGAAGUUCCUGGAAGCUGAUAACGCCCGGCUGGUGGACGAGUUGUCUAGCGAGGAGUUUCAAGGGCGUGACGCGUUCUUGAUCCUGCCGACCCGCGACUCAAUUGAGUGGCAGUUCGUCAACGGCGUGCACUAUGCGCGUGUUGCGGGUUUUGACGAGCUGCCCUCACGCGGUGGCGUCAGGAUUAACGAUGACGCCUUCGUGCUCUGGUGGCACAACCUAAAGGAGUCGACGCUGUACGUGGAUCGGGCUCGGUUCCCAGAUUCCCGUGACAAUGCUGUUGAGACCACGCGCGUUCUGCUGGACGCGGCGAUGCAAGAAGCACGCAAGUUCAAGCUCAAGAAGGUCGUGAUCUGGGACCCGCCGUCUGGUUUGCUGCGCGACGAAGUCCACCGUCUCGUUGAGAUUGAAGUGGCUGAUCGCAAGCUCUCGCUGUCGAGUGCCAUGGUGUUUUACCAUGGAAAUGUGGACGAAAGCAAGGCGACAGCUCUUCCUCACUGGUUCUGCAACGAAAAGUAUGCCUGGGUCUGA